AAAAAUGGCGAGGAAGACGGCACUGGAGAAUCCGGAAGCAUGAGGUUGCAGUGCACAAUGAGCGGAACGGCCAUUCAAACCCUAAAAUUGGCGGCAAUUCCAGUAUCGACUUCUCCUUCACGACUCAUUUUCUGGCCAGUAACCAAAACCCUAACGGCAACUCUGGUUUCCCGCCAUAAUCACACGCAGAGACCUCCCUUUACUCUGCUCGUCAGAGCUCUUUCUGUUCAAGCUGUUCAAGCCACAGAAAUCACAGAUAGUAGGAAAGUUGUGAAGCCGCAAUGGAAAGCGGCAAUUGAUUUCAAGUGGAUAAGGGACAAUAAAGAAGAGGUUGCUGCUAAUAUUAGGAAUAGGAAUUCAAAUGCCAAUUUGGAGCUCGUGCUCAAGCUUUAUGAUAAAAUGUUGAAUCUUCAAAAGGAAGUUGAGCGGCUUCGAGGGGAGAGGAAUGCAAUUGCGAACAAGAUGAAAGGAAAGUUGGAACCUUCUGAGCGUCAAAAGCUUAUAGAAGAAGGAAAGAAUCUGAAGGAAGCAUUGAUGACCUUGGAAGAAGAACUCAUCAAACUAAGAGACAAGCUGCAGGGAGAGGCACAGUGUCUACCAAACAUGACUCACCCAGAUGUUCCAAUAGGUGGAGAGGAUAGUUCAAGAAUUAGGAAUUUGGUUGGCCGUCAACGUGAGUUUAGCUUCCCUGUCAAGGAUCACCUUCAACUUGGGAAAGAACUAGAUCUCUUUGAUUUUGAUGCUGCUGCUGAGGUAAGUGGUUCAAAGUUUUACUACCUGAAGAAUGAAGCAGUGAUGCUGGAGAUGGCCCUUAUUAACUGGACACUCUCAGAAGUCGUUAAAAGGGGCUUUACACCACUAACAACCCCAGAAAUUGUUAGAUCCUCUGUCGUUGAAAAAUGUGGUGUUUUUUAUGCUCGUUUACAGGUUUACUCAAUUGAGAACAGUGACCAGUGUCUCAUAGGGACUGCAGAGAUACCUGUGGGGGGAAUUCAUAUGGAUUCUAUUCUUCCUGAGUCAAUGUUGCCCUUGAAAUAUGUGGCAUUUUCUCAUUGUUUUCGAACUGAGGCAGGUGCAGCUGGCAUGGCAACAAGGGGGCUUUAUCGAGUACACCAGUUCAGCAAGGUGGAAAUGUUCAUUUUAUGCCGACCAGAGGAAAGUGAUUCAUAUCAUGAGGAGCUCAUAAAACUUGAAGAAGAACUCUUCUCAUCUCUUGGACUACACUAUAAAACUUUGGAUAUGGCUACAGGGGACUUGGGUGCACCUGCUUCUCGUAAAUUUGAUGUGGAGGCGUGGAUGCCAGGUUUGGGACGGUAUGGUGAGAUAUCAAGUGCAUCAAAUUGUACUGACUAUCAAAGUCGCCGACUUGGAAUUAGAUAUCGUCCAUCAGAGUCACCAUCAACGAAUCCUAAGAAGGGCAACAAAAGCAAUCUUGCUCCAACACAAUUUGUUCACACACUAAAUGCAACAGCCUGCGCUGUUCCUCGGAUGUUGGUGUGUUUGCUGGAGAAUUAUCAGCAAGAGGAUGGCUCUGUUAUAAUCGCGGAACCAUUGAGGCCCUUCAUGGGAGGGAUUUUGCAUAUUUCUCCUAAAUCCAGAUGAAAUGUUGUUUAUUCUUGUUGGAAAUUUCUUGCGUGCAAAGAGAUUUGAAGGAAAAACAUAUUAGAAUAAUUCAAAGAGUUUAAC
Rubroshorea leprosula is the source of this 1686-nucleotide messenger RNA. NCBI's taxonomy places the organism in Eukaryota, Viridiplantae, Streptophyta, Magnoliopsida, Malvales, Dipterocarpaceae. The record is from the annotation of a GenBank genome assembly.